AUGGACAGCGAUUUGGUGGCCCAGUUCGCCGAAAUCACUGGUGCGACGCCCGAGUUGGCGACACAGUACCUGCAGCUCGCCGAUUUCGACAUUGAACAGUCCAUGCAGCUGUUCUUCGAAAACGGUGGUGCACCAUUGACUGAAGAACCUACACAACCACCACGCCGCACUCGCUUCGAGAACGAAGCUGGCGUCGUUCAUAUCGACUCGGAUACCGAUGACGAGAACCCAUCUGCCCCCCGCCAGUCCGCCACACAUGCCGCGGGAGGAUCAACAUUUGAGGAUGACGCCGCCAUGGCCCGUCGCCUACAAGAGGAAAUGUAUGGGGGUGGUGUUGGUGCUGGUGCCGGUGGUAUCGGUGGAAAUGAUGAAGACGUGCGGGCGCCCAUGGCGCGUACGACCGAGACACUGGUAGGGCCUGGCCUUGAUUAUGACGACGAGGAGGAUAUGCACACCAACAUUCUGAGCCAACUGCGGGCUCGUCAACGAGGUGGCCCUGGUCGUCCGGGCAUCUUCAACCAGAGAAAUGCACCAUCAAUAUGGGCCGGCGAUUCAGCAGAGACACAUCAGGAACGCCUAUCGAGGGCUACAGGAGGCGCAUCGGAGGCAUCUUCCAAGUCAAAUAUGCUCGCGGAAAUGUACCGACCUCCAUUUGAGAUCAUGUCUCGAGUCCCUUGGGACGUGGCUCGAGAGGAGGGCCGGGAGAAUGAGAAGUGGCUCUUGGUCAAUGUACAAGACACUUCGAUCUUCGACUGUCAAGUUUUGAACCGUGAUCUCUGGAAGGACAAGACUGUCCAAGAAACUGUGAGGGAACAUUUCAUUUUCCUGCAGUUCUCAAAGGAUGACCCCAAAGCCGCGCCGUACCUUCAAUAUUACUUCCAAGCAAGCGACGUUUCCGACAACUACCCCCACAUUGCCAUUGUCGACCCUCGAACUGGCGAACAGAUGAAAGUGUGGUCCGGGCCACCAGUCAUCAAGUCUGCAGAGUUCCUGAUGCAACUCCAUGAGUUCUUGGACCGGUAUAGUCUGAACCAUAAUGUACGCAACCCCGUUGCGAAACGCAAGUCUGAGAAGAAAGAGAAGACUGUGGACGCAAUGACGGAAGAGGAAAUGAUGGAGAUGGCGAUCAAUAACAGUCUUGGGGGAGGCAUGGCAGCUGGACCGAAGCUGGAAGAUCCCGACGACUUGACUCGAAGUACCGAAGAUGUCAAGGGUAAGGGUCGGGCUACCGGUGUCCACGAUCACGCCAUGGAGGAGACAUACCCUGAUGUUGCCGAAGAAGUUGAAGUCUCCCCAUUCUCGUCCAUUCCCAGCAAUCGACCCCACGCUGAGCCCGCAGCCGACCCUACUACUACCACCCGCAUUCAGUUCCGCCAUCCCUCGGGUCGUGUGAUUCGCCGCUUUGCACUGUCAGACCCAGUCCAACGUAUCUACGAAUGGCUCAAGGCUGACCCGCCCCUGGAAGACAAGGCUGGUGUCGAAUUUGAGCUGAAUGCUAUGGGACAAAACCUCAUAGACAGCCUCACUACCAGUAUCCAGGAUGCGGGACUGAAGAAUGGAACGAUUAUGAUUGGCUAUCUGGAGGAUUGA
This is a messenger RNA of Penicillium cataractarum, 1590 nucleotides long. Its product is annotated as DNA-protein crosslink repair co-factor UBX5. Gene Ontology annotation, biological process: proteasome-mediated ubiquitin-dependent protein catabolic process. Lineage: Eukaryota; Fungi; Ascomycota; Eurotiomycetes; Eurotiales; Aspergillaceae. The transcript has 2 exons. The record is from RefSeq and is a predicted model, not a curated record. Gene Ontology annotation, cellular component: nucleus. Bases 1 to 1590 code for a protein of 529 amino acids. Gene Ontology annotation, molecular function: ubiquitin binding.